AUGGCACCAUCACCUGCUGCUGGAACGCAGAGUUCUGCGCCCAAGACCCCUACAAAGAUCUCUCGGCGUCCAGGACAGACUCCUCAAAAGUUGGGUCAAACGGCGUCUUCCGCGAAGCCAGCGCCAUCCACACCAAAACCUUCACAAACCAAGACGCCAACAUCAAAAGCUCCAAAGCUACCGUCCCGGCCAGCAGCCGGCGAGAAGUCUGAGGAGAGUAUCGGCGCCACGAAAGAUCAAGCCAAAGACGCUGCCAGUGAUGUUGCACAGAAACAGCCUGAGCCCGCGCAGAAUGUCACGGCCAACGAUGACGAUGAAGACGAUGAAGACGACGACGAUGAAGCUCCCAUGAGCAAAGUCACUGAAGCUGGCCAGAAGUCGCAGGAUGGCCUCCAGUCCGCCGCACCAGAACCAAUCAAAGACGACGACGACGCUGUCGAGGGCGCAGAAUCUCAGAGCAAAGAGAUUUUUGGCGGAGCCGAAAGCGAAGCCGAAGACAUUGCCGACGACACAACAGAGAAGGCUGGAGAUACUGUUCAAUCAGCCGAUGAUGAGAGCGAGCAACAGCAGCCACCGAAAUUGCAAUCAAAGGCCAAGGACGGCAAGCCUACCAAAGGCCUCCUGAGCGGCGCUCAAGGCCUGGCAGGCAAGGCGACUGGUAUUGUUGGUAAAGCAUCGAAGGACCCAGCCGGCGCGACGAAGGAGGCACCUACUGAUGUCAAGAAUGGUGCCGAGGAAGCUACCGCUGAUGCUGCCGACACUGUCGAGGAGGGUACCGAGGAGGGAAAGAAGGUCGCCGGCGAGGGUACUGAGGGUACGGACGAAGCCGGUGAUGAAGAUGAAUCGGAAGACGAUGCCACUGGUGGCGUGACCGAGACUGCCAAGGGUGCAGCUGACGAGGCUGGUAACACGGCCGAAGGUGCUGCUGCCCAAGCUGGCGAGGCCGUUUCAAACACUGCCGRGCAAGCUGAAGAUGCAGUCAGCGAUGCUGGUGACAACGUCAGAGAAGCCGGAGAAGAUGUCGCUGAUCAGGCUGGUCAGGCGAAGGAUGAGGCUACCAAUGGCGUCCAGGAUCAAGCCCAGGAGGCGACCAACGGCGUGAAGGAUCAAGCCAAGGAAACCACCGAGCAAGCAACUGGCGAGGAGCUUCCUCACACAGAUGAUGCUACCAGUGCCGUCCCUGGUGAAGUCAAAGUUCCUGAGGGUCUUCCCGUGGAUCUUUCCGUACUCAAAGGUCUGGAAGUUGAUGAAGAUGGGAAUGUAUACGACAGUGAAGGCAAUGCGGUCGGCCAGCUCGCCGAGGGCGACGCAGAAGAUCUUGCUGGCUACCCGAUUGGGGAUGAGGGCGAGAUCCUCGACGAUGAUGGUGAUCUGGUGGGCCGAGUAGAACUCCUACCCGAGCAAGUCAAGAAGCAGCUUCAAGAGGCGCAAGAGAAGGGCGAGGAGCUGCCUGAGGGUGCUGAAGACUUCAUCAGUCAAUUUGACGAUGGUGAGGAUCAGCUUGCCAACGGCGUUGAGGAUGCCGAGGAGGAUGUUGAGGAAGCUUACAACCUUCCCGCUGUGUCGAUCCUUGAAGGGCUGUCUUGCCAGAUCGACGGCCUCAUCUACGAUGACGACGGCAAUACCGUUGGCAGAGUAGUCGAUGGCGACCCCGAGGAGCUCCAGCACGCUACUCUCAACGCUCAGGGCGAGUUUGUCGACAAGAAAGGAAACGUCAUUGGACACGCUGAGAUCCAUGAAGACACUGAGGAGCUUGUCGAGCAGGGUGUCUACGAAGCCGCGCCGCCGGCAAAGGCGGCGGUUCCAGAUGCCUCAGAAGCCGCAGAAGACGCACAGGGUCAGGUUGAGGACGCCACCGAAGAUGCUCAAGAUGCUGCAGACGAGGUACCUGAUGCUGCACCGACAGAGAUCGAAGACCAGCUCCCCGGUAUCGAGGCUCUCCAGGGCAAGGAGCUGAACGAGGCUGGCGACAUUCUUGACGAUGAAGGCAACAUUCUUGGUGGCAUUGAAGACGAGACCCUUCGGCAAAAGAUUGCGGAAGGCGAAGUUGAUCCCAACACUCUUCAGGUCGACGAAGAAGGCAAUGUUCUCGACGAAGAGGGCAACGUCAUCGGCAAGACCGAACUUGCGGAUGGCGUGGCAGAGAAGCUUGCUGGCCUUCACUCCGCGCUUGACUUCCGGAUUCUUGACGGCAAGAAGGUCAACAAGAAGGGCAAGAUCUUCAACGAUGAUGGGGAAGAGAUUGGUGAGCUUAUUGAUGGCGAUCUUGCGGCUUGCGUUGGUGGCAAAGUCAACGACAAAGGCGAGGUCUUCGACAAAAAGAACAACCUGGUCGGCCAUGUUCGUGUCACACCGGGCGAUGCUGCAGAGGAAGCCACUCACGAGCUUCUCGCAGAGCUGGGCGAAUUGCCCGAAGAGGGAGAAGAUGCCGCCGAUGACGCCACCGAAGAUGCCACCGAAGAUGCGACCGAGGACGCAAAGGAUGUGGCGGACGAAGCUGCAGAUGAAGCUACCUCUGAUGUUGAGGAGGCUGCAGAGGAUGCAGAGCCAGUCAUGGAAGAGCCCUCGCUCUCCAUCUUGGACGGACUCAAAGUCAACAAGAAGGGCCAGGUUCUUGACGAGGAAGGUGAGCCAAUCGGUGAGCUCACCGCUGGCGAACUGUCGCAAUGUGCAGGCAAGAAGAUCAACGAAAUCGGCGAAGUGCUUGACAAAGAUGGCAACGUCAUUGGCCAUGUGCGAACAUUGCCCCAGGAGGUCGAACAAUCAGAGCCAGAGCCAGAGGCACCGGCCGUGUCUGUUCUUGAGGGCUUGAAGGUCAACAAGAAGGGACAGGUUCUCAACGAGGACGGCGAGCCUAUCGGUGAGCUCACCAGCGGCGACCUUGCCCAGAUCGCUGGAAAGAAGAUCAACAGCAAGGGCGAGGUUCUCGAUGACUCAGRCAAUGUCCUCGGUACUGUCCGCACUUUGCCAGUAUCUGAGCCAGAAGAAGAGGCUGAGGCAGCCGCUGAGGAGGAGGAAGCACCAGCGGAAGAGGAGGCAGCUGAAGAUGAUGGACCUCAGCUUCCCCCACUCUCCACCCUGGAAGGCCUCACGGUCAACAAAGCCGGCAAGCUCAUUGACUCUAAUGGAGCCAUUGCAGGUGAACUCGUCGAAGGCGAURCGAAGAAGCUCUCCWAGUCAGGCCUGACCGCCGAUUCCGAAGGCCAGUUCUGGGACAACAAAGGCCACGUUAUUGGUCGUGCUCAGACCGUACCACAGGAAGAUCCCGAGCAGGAGGCUACAUUUGCUGGCCUUGAGGGCCUUCACGUGGUUGAAGACGGCUGGGUUCAGGAUGACAACGGCAACACCGUCGGCUACGUGACCGAGGGCGAUGCGAAGAAGCUCAUCGGCCGUGUUGUCGACGAAGACGGCGACAUCAUUGACAAGAAGGGCUCUGUCGUCGGCCACGCCGAGCGCUACGUCCCAGAGGAUGAAGAAGAGGUCACCGAGGAAGCUCCCGACCUUUCAUUCCUCCAGGGCAAGACCGUCACCAAGCAAGGUCUCGUCAUCGGGGAUGAGAGUAUUCCAGUCGCUCGAUUGGUAGAGGGCAACGCCAAGGAGCUCGCGGGUCGCAAGCUUGACGACAAGGGCCAGUUCUGGAAUGACACUGGAGCUGUUGUAGGCAAGGUCGAACUGAUUCCUGAGAAUGAGCGCGAGGCCAAGCCUGAGGGCCCCUUUGCUGGUCUCGAUGACUUGCGCGUUGUCGAAGGCGGCAAGGUCGCUGACGAGGACGGAAACGUUGUCGGCGAAAUUGUCGAGGGCAAUGCGAAGCGCUUGAUUGGACUGACCGUUGAUGAAGACGGAGACAUUGUCGACAAGUACGGCAAUGUGAAAGGCCAUGCCGAACCUCUCCCCGAGGAGGAUCCAGUCGACUUCUCCGUUCUUGAGGGUCUCACCUUGAACAAGCAAGGAUUCGUCGUGAAUGAGAGUGGUGUGCCUUUCGGCAAGAUCAUCGAAGGCAAUGCCGCCGAGUUGGCUGGCCGCAAGACGGAUGAAAAGGGUCUGAUUUACAACGACACUGGAAAGAUCGUUGGACGCUGUGAGCCUCUCCCCGAGGAUGAGCGUGUCCGCAGACCUGAAGGUGCUUUCUCAGGACUCGAAGGCCUUCAUGUCGUGAAGGAGGGCAAGGUCGAAGACAUCAACGACAACGUGGUUGGCGAGAUUGUCGAAGGUGAUCCAAAGCGUCUUCUUGGAAUGCGAGUGGAUGAGGAUGGCGACAUCAUCGACAAAUUCGGCAAUGUCAAGGGCCACGCAGAGCCUCUUCCAGAUGAGGCUGAUAUCRAUUACUCCAUCUUGGACGGACUCACCCUCAACAAGCAAGGCUUUGCAGUCGACUCUGACGGAACUCCAUUCGGACGUCUCGUUGAAGGCACUGCUUCUGAACUUGCUGGACGUAAAUGCGACGAGCAAGGCUACAUCCACGGCGAUACAGGAAAGAUCGUCGGCAGAUGUGAACCCAUCCCAGACAACGAGCGCGUUGCUCGUCCUGAGGGUCCUUUCGCAGGUCUCGAGGGUCUCCGCGUUGUGAAGGAGGGCAAAGUGGAGGAUGAGAAUGGCAAUGUCGUUGGUGAGAUUACGGAGGGCGAUCCCAAACGCCUGAUCGGAAUGGCGGUCGACGACGACGGCGAUAUCAUCGACAAGUUUGGAAACACCAAGGGUCACGCUGAGCCGAUUGUCGAAGAGGACGAGACUCCUCUUGACAACAGCGCGCUCGAUGGCAAGUACCUCAACAAGCAAGGCUAUGUCGUCGACGAUAAGGGAAUUCCCUUUGGGCGUCUCGUCGAAGGCAAUGUGUCAGAGCUUGCUGGCCGGAAGUGUGACGAAAACGGAUACAUCUACGGAGACACUGGCAAAGUCGUUGGCAAGUGCGAGGUCUUGCCAGAAAACGAGAGAGUCGCCCGCCCAGAAGGACCAUUCGCAGGUCUAGAGGGACUCCGUGUCGUUAAGGAUGGUUUCGUCGAGGAUGCUGAUGGCAACACUGUUGGUCAGAUCACUGAAGGCAACGCCAAGAAGCUGGUCGGACUCCAUGUCGACGAGGAUGGAGACAUAAUCGACAAGUAUGGCAACGUCAAGGGACAUGCCGAGCCAUGGUCUGAAGAAGACGAAGUGCCCCAGGACUUGUCAGCUCUUGCUGGUACCACCAUCAACAAGGCCGGAUACGCUGUCGAUGGCAGCGGCCAGGUCAUUGGUCGUGUUGUUGAGGGAGAUCCCAAUGUUAUGAUCGGCAAGAAGGUUGAUGGUGAGGGUCAGAUCUGGGACAACGCUGGCAAUGUCAUCGGACGCGCAGAGCUUGCUCUCGGUGCUGGUGGCGAGGAAGGCCCAUUUGCUGGCUUCGAUGAUCUCGAAAUCAACAAAGACGGCACUGUCACCACCGCAGCUGGCGAUAUUGUCGGUCGUGUUAUCGAGGGUGACAUCAAGAAGCUUCUUGGUCGCACUGUUGACGAGGACGGUGACAUCCUCGACAAGAAUGGUAACCGCAUUGGCAAGGCUGAGAGGUGGGAGCCGGAGGAGAAGGAGAAGCGUGUCAGCCCCAUGUCUGGCAUGCGUGUCAACAAGGAGGGAGAGGUGCGCGAUGAGAAUGGCGACUUGCUGGGUAAGCUGACCAUGGGUGAUCUUGGCCACUGCGUCGGUCAAGAGAUUGAUGACGCUGGCAAUGUCGUCGACGUGGAGGGCAACAAGAUCGGUGAAGUCACACUCAUCGAGAWCAUCGCCGAGGACGAAUAUGAGGGCCCCACCGAGGAGGAACUCGAAGWAGCCCGUAAGCGUGAGGAGGAGCGCGAGAUCRCCGGCAAGAUGGCCAGCAUCUGCACGCAGACUCUCGAGAAGAUGCAACCCAUCUGCAAGCAGAUCAAGGAGCACAUGGAGAAGGCCGACAACACACCCAAGGAUGAGCUCGAUGAAGAGGAGCUUGUCAACAAAGUCAAGCCUUUGAUUGAGGAGGGUGGUCGCAUUCUGCAGGAGUGCAAUGGCUCUCUGCGUGGCCUUGAUCCUGACGGCAAGAUCGCAGCUCAAGCCAAGGGUCGCGCUGGCACAGGUGAGGCGACUCCCGAGGAAUUCCGUCUCGCAGAGACGCUCAAGGAGCUCACCAGCACGGUCGUCACCACAAUCGACGACGCCAAGAAGAAGCUCAACAACAUGCCACACGCCAAGAAGAAGCUCAACCCGCUCUGGGGCUUGAUGACCCAGCCUCUGUUCCAGAUUCUCGCAGCCGUCGGUCUCCUGCUCGCCGGUGUGCUCGGCCUUGUCGGACAACUCCUCAACGGACUAGGACUUGGUGGUCUGGUCAAUGGUCUCCUCGGCGGCCUCGGAAUCAACAAGCUCCUCGCCUCUUUCGGUCUCAUCGACGACAAGAAGAAGGACAACAAGAAGAAGGGUGGCAGCGCUUUGUCGUCGAUCCCGGUGGUUGGUGGCAUGCUUGGUGGUAGUAAGUAA
Molecule: messenger RNA, 6471 nt
Organism: Ramularia collo-cygni
Lineage: Eukaryota; Fungi; Ascomycota; Dothideomycetes; Mycosphaerellales; Mycosphaerellaceae
Exons: 1
Coding region: 1-6471 (2156 amino acids)
Source: RefSeq, a predicted model, not a curated record